This is a messenger RNA of Terrapene triunguis (Three-toed box turtle), 801 nucleotides long. Its product is annotated as killer cell lectin-like receptor subfamily G member 1. Bases 1 to 801 code for a protein of 266 amino acids. NCBI's taxonomy places the organism in Eukaryota, Metazoa, Chordata, Testudines, Emydidae. The transcript is spliced from 7 exons. Gene Ontology annotation, biological process: cellular response to molecule of fungal origin. The record is from RefSeq and is a predicted model, not a curated record. Gene Ontology annotation, molecular function: (1->3)-beta-D-glucan binding.
AUGAAUGAGCAGGAAGUGACUUACACAGAACUGAAACAUCACACUCCUUCUGAGCAGCUGAGGAGUCAAAGACCUAGGAAUUCUGAGAGCAAAGACCCAUCAGUUCCAGCUUCUCCCUGGCGGAUCAUUGCAGUGAUUCUGGGGAUCCUCUGCCUGGUGUCACUGGGAGCAGCAGUGGCCUUGGCUGCCAAGGCGCAGCAAAAUACAGUCUCAAAUUUCCACUCUUAUAACCCACUAGAAAUGAGAAAGAAAGAGGCGAUCUACACGAAUACAAAAUGUCUCACUCCUCCUAAGCAGCAGUUGAAUCAAAGACCUGAAAAUGCAGAAAUCAAAGAUUCCCCUGCUUCAGCUCCUCCCUGGAAGAUCAUUGCGGUGAUUCUGGGGAUCUUCUGCCUGAUAUUGUUAGGAGUCUCAGUGGCCUUGGCUAUCAAGCAUCAUUCCUGUCCGGGAUGCCCUGACCAGUGGGUACGAUAUAGAGACAGCUGUUACUACUUCUCCAACGUGAAGAGAGAUUGGAAUUCUAGCCGGAAUUUCUGUUCUGCCCAAGACUCAGGGCUCUUGGUAAUCAGUGACACCAAGGAAAAGAACCUGUUCCUGGGGAUCCAUACAGAAGAACACUGGAUUGGAUUGACAAAUCUCAGUGGCUCUGGCUGGGCCUGGGAAGAUGGCUCAACACUCAGCGAUAUAAAGGUCACCUCUAACAGCCCCGUGCAGCACUGUGGUGUCCUGGGGAAGGGGGCCCUCCAGGCCUCCAGCUGUGCAGUUCCUUUCCCAUGCAUCUGUGAGAAAUCCUCCAAGUAA